This is a messenger RNA of Symbiodinium sp. CCMP2456, 507 nucleotides long. NCBI's taxonomy places the organism in Eukaryota, Dinophyceae, Suessiales, Symbiodiniaceae. The record is from the annotation of a GenBank genome assembly.
AUGACUUCGAGCAUGAAGAUGGCCUUCCAGGCCAGGAAGGCCAAGGGAAUGGCAGACGAUCUGGCAGAGAAAGCAGGCGACAGCACGGGAGCCAAAAGCAGCAAAAAAAGCAAGGCAGCGUCGUCCUCCGGGAAACUGGGGGAAGAGGAUGAAGACUUGGAUGAAGACAGUGGCGCAGAUGAAGAACUCGAGGGUUCGAAGAAGAAUAAGAUCAAAGGGGAGAAGAACAAGCUCGAGGUCAGCGAUUUCUUCGACGACCUCAUGGAAGGAUUCGCAGAGCUCUGGAGGCUCGCCGUAGCUGGGGGCCACUCCUUCGCCUCAUGCAGGCUGCUCUGUGUGGCGCCUUCGCCAAAUCCUGGAAUGCCGUGGAGGUGUGCGCCGUGUGGCAUACCCGCUGAAGGAAAGUGCCGUUCAGGCCAUGGAUACUUUCAACGAGACGACCAGCUCCCGCAACAGGGGCACGUCGCAUCAUGCGCCGACCUUCGUCCAUCAGUGAGCUGGCUUUAG